AUGCCACCGAGCGGCCUGUCCCAGGCGCAGAGGCCGCGACACAUUACCGCCUCCACCCACGUGCUCGCCACCCGUCUCACGGACAACACGGCGGAGCGUGUGACCGUUGGCAACACACCCCUGCACGUCCUUCAUCUCUGCGAUGUGCAGUGCGUCGCCCCACUCUUUGCCUCGUGCGUGUCGCUCACCACCAUGACGAUUCACUUGAAGUACAUGGCGUCGUCGACGGCAUUGGAGGCGUUGCUGUGUGCGGCGGCAACAUCCCCGACUCUGACGCACAUCUCUGUGAUAGGUGGGGUAACUUCGAUGGAGUCCGUGGCCAUGGCAUCUGGGCUUGCGGCGUUCACGUGGAAUGGGAGGGUGCACGCGCAGAGAGUUUUGCGUGUCGAUGCCACCUCUGAAUCACCGCUUCCGCGCACGGUUCGCCGCGUGCCGUCCGCGCUGGAGGGCUAUCCUGCCAUGAGCGGUCGGGGCGGAGAACGAGGGAACGCGCGUGGGCGUCGGUACCCGUCCUCCGACCGAUCAGCGGCUCUUUCUCCGUAUGUGCGCACUCCUCCUCUCACGCUUCUGCGACGGCAACGAUGCGCGAACAGCGAGCGUGGCGUGCCACCGCCACCGAGCGCUUCCUCCCGUCCCACCCAAUGGAGACUGCAAAGGGGUGGUGCAAUGUGGGCGGUACCCGACACAGUCUCUCCUUGGGUCAUGCCGACUUCGUAUCCGGCGUCACUGGCACCGUCUCCGGUCUUUCCGCGAUCCCCUCCGCACGUGAGACCGUUCUCUGACCACCACCUUGCAGGCGGGGUUCACCUCACCCUUGAGCUGCACAGGCUGGAGGAGGCUACGGCGGCGCUGCUGUUGGACGGACUGCGCAGGGCCCAUCGAAUCAUCUCAGCAGAGGUGCGACUGUGCGUGGUAACGGUGGAGGCGCGGCGUGCAGGGCAGCGUCUGGCCCACGAGGCAACGCGAGCGGCGGCACAUCACCGCCAGCGGCGGUUGCUGCGUUUGGCGCCGUCUGCGACGAAUGCCGUGGUGCGUCUGAGUCGCCUUCCGCAGACGAGAGCGAAGGGGCAAGAUGGUAGUGCUCGCUGUCGAUGGCCAUCGCCCACCAGCGGUCUGGGGGUCUCUCCCAGACCUUGCUUGCGCACCCCAGUCCCACCGCCACCUUCACCGCCGCAGCGUCCUCCUGCAUCACCGCGGCCAGUGACGGCAGUAGAACCGGAUGCCGGCUGCACGGAUCAAGGAGGACGCAGGGCACUGCUCUCUGUAGAGGCGCCUGGCCCACGCCAGCAGACGGCGAGGCGCCACGAGCAACGGCUUGCACCAAGGUGUCUAAUGCCGGGUGCUACGCUUCCCCGGCAUCGUUGCGGUGCAUCUGUGCAGCCGCACACGCCUCUGACGCCGUCGCCAUCCUCUGCGGCUGGUGGGGGUGCAACUAUGAGGGCUUACCGUCCCGUCCUCUCCGCCAAUGAGGGGGUAGCUGUACAGACCAGCCAGGCCGAUGCUUUUCGCCGUCGGGCCCGGCACGCCUCUCCUCCAUCUGCGGGUGUCGGAGCAAACGCCCUUUCCCGUCUUGUGUCACCGCGUCAAUAUCUGGCGCGAGCUGGCCGGCUCUACAGCCCCCCGCGAUGGGUGAGUCGCGCACAGCCGCUUACCAACAGUUCCGCGCCUCCUCCACUGCCACUCUCAAAGGCGGCGUUUUGCUCUACCCCCUCAAACGCUUCCGCGCAGAGCACUUUGUCGCCUGCAGGGUUGCGGCUUGAGCUUCGCGCGUCCUCGUCGUCGUGGUCGUUGCGGUCGUCAUCGCCACUGCCGCGACCACCGCAGCCGUCACCGCGCCGAGCCAACGUGGCCUUCGCGAACGUUGUGGCACGGGAGCAGGCAGUGGAGGAUGAGAACGGGGAACACGCCACGCGUCCAGCUCAGCGAACACCGCCGGACUCCGUCUCCGCGCGCCUCAACAGGCGCGGUCUCCGCCGGCUCGCCACCUUCUCUGCUCGCCCACCUCACUCACCUCCGUCCUACCCUGACGUUCUUUGCUCUCCGCGGUACUGUCUUCGCCGCGGGAGUGACAGCCUGGGUCUGGGGGCAGGGCAUCGCGGCAUCCCUCGCCCGCAGACGCCGUCUCGUUGCUCCUCCUCUCGGUGCUCUUGCUUUGUGUGCUGCUCUCGCCCGCCGAGAUCUCCGGUGGCGAGCGCACGACCGGCGCCGUGUACGGCAGCGCCAGCAAACUUGGGGAACGCAAUACUGGCUUUUGCGGCGGCGACGGCCAGUGCGCCACGACCACCGCGACCCCAUAAGCACGAUGUGACUUCUGCGCGCGAAGACAGGGAUGCUGGUGACGUCACGCCUACGACGCACUCGGCGGCGACGUCGGUGAAUGGCAUUACACCGACACAGAUACGGAGCGGAGGAGAACGAGAGAGGGACAGCUCCACCGCUUUUCACGAGGCCGCGACUUCUGCGUCUUCCUCGUCGCGACGCACCGCCCGCAGUGCUCACGCGGCGGCAGACAGCGUACGCCGAUCACUGAAUAUGGAUCUCGGGGAAGGCGACCGUUCCAGCGCUCGACACAGUAGUGCGCGUGCGCGGAUGGAGUCGGCAGCGCGCAGAUGCGAAGGAUCACACUUGCAGGUCUCGCACACCCAGAUGCCCUCGUCUCUGCCGCUGCAGUCCCCUGAGCAUCAGCAGUGUGGCGAGGAGGUGGGUUACGUCGUGUACCAUAACUCUGUGGCUUUCCUGCGCGCGCGUGUGACGGAGAUCAACCGGCAUGUGGUGUGGCACCAGGUGCAGUCAGCCAAGGCUGUUGAGGCGCAUUCGAAGAGACUGGCGGAGCUGGGGGUGACGUUUUCCGACCGAGUCACGGAGGAGCUGACAGACAUCUUGAUGGUGCUCACCGACAUGGAGCACGGGUCUCGCAUCAGCAGCCGAUUCUGA
Leishmania mexicana MHOM/GT/2001/U1103 is the source of this 2934-nucleotide messenger RNA. RefSeq lists its product as hypothetical. Bases 1 to 2934 code for a protein of 977 amino acids. NCBI's taxonomy places the organism in Eukaryota, Euglenozoa, Kinetoplastea, Trypanosomatida, Trypanosomatidae. The record is from RefSeq and is a predicted model, not a curated record. The transcript has a single exon.